Messenger RNA from Arachis stenosperma, 1743 nucleotides. Its product is annotated as LOB domain-containing protein 36-like. NCBI's taxonomy places the organism in Eukaryota, Viridiplantae, Streptophyta, Magnoliopsida, Fabales, Fabaceae. The coding region runs from base 497 to 1420 and encodes 307 amino acids. The record is from RefSeq and is a predicted model, not a curated record. The transcript has 3 exons.
UGUACCUAUCCCUGCGCUACCAUUCACACAUCACACACUAUGCUAGCCUCUCUCUCUCUCUCUGCAUAAUUUGAAUAUAUUAGCAUUAGUAUGUUAUAUGUGAGUUAGGUUUAUUUUGGUUUGCUUAAAUGAAAAUCUCACGAAUUUCGAUCGAGGCGUGAGCCACUCAUAGAUCUCUACACUGCACACCCAGUUUCCUUUCUCCAUUUCUCUCAUCCUUCACCUCCACGCAACCUAACUCAAUCCAGAUCCACUGAAAAUCGAAAACAUGGUACCAGAGAGGCCGUGAAAGCUAGAUAGUCAGAUCGCUCAUUUACAGAAAGAGAGAAAGAGAAAGCAGCGACGGUAAAUCCUUCUUUGGAGAUUAAUUUAACACCAUUCAUCAUUUCAUGGUUUAAUUAACGGAAGAGAGAGAAAGAGAAACAGAAAAGAGGUUUGUUUGUUGAGCGAGGGUUUAUAGAGGAGAGAGAGAGAGAGAGAGAGAUCGGAGAAGAAAAUGUCGUCGUCGAAUUCACCUUGCGCAGCGUGCAAGUUCUUGCGGAGGAAGUGCACGCAGGAGUGCGUUUUCGCGCCGUAUUUCCCGCCGGACAACCCGCAGAGGUUCGCAUACGUGCACAAGGUUUUCGGCGCCAGCAACGUCGCCAAGCUGCUGAACGAACUCAACGCCGCGCAGAGAGACGACGCCGUGAAGUCGUUGGCGUACGAGGCGGAGGCGCGUUUAAGAGACCCCGUCUACGGUUGCGUGGGUCUCAUAUCGGUGCUGCAGCACCGGCUCCGGCAGAUCCAGGUGGAGCUCACCAACGCCAAGAAGGAGCUCGCCACCUACAUUGGCCCUCAGGCACUGCAGGGUGUCCCAACCACCGGCAUUCUCCAGCAUCACCAUUCCUUUGCCUCGCAGAUGUUCCCUUACAACGGCGCCAUGGCUGCUCCGCCAGCUAUUGCUCAUGGCGGACAGUUGAUGAUUCGCGACGCUCAGACUGCCCCUCCGCCUCCGCAGCAGCAGAUCUUGGAGGCUCAGCAGCUGGCUGCUGCGGUGGUGGUGAGGGAUCAACAAGAUAUGUUCAGAGGGUAUGAUCAGCAUCAUCAACAGCAAGAGUUUCUGAGGUUUAAUGGUGGAGGGUUUGAUAUGGGUUCGGUUUCUUCCGGUGGUGGUGGGUACAGCCAGGUUAGUGGCGGUGGAAGUGGUGGCGGUUCUGGUGAUCAGUUGUCUCCUUCGUUGGCUUUGGGGUCUUUUGACAAUCCAUACCAUAUGCAGCAAGGGGAAAGCCAUGCUCACCAUCUUCCUCUUCAGGCGCAGCUGCUUCUCCCACCGCAGCAAAAGCAGGCUCAACAGCAAGCACAGUCACAGCAUAUUCCCGGCCACCACCACCAACAACCUUCGGAAAGCGAGGAGUGUAGGAGUGUCGGUCCAUCUUGUUGAUUCCCAAUUUUGACACAUCUUACGCCUUCCUCCUUUUUUGCUUCAACAAUUUUCAGAUUAGGUCGACUAUAACAUUUUAAGCAUAACACUCUUAAAAUCUUUCUUUGUUCCUCUUUAUCCCCAUAAAAUCGGAUUGAAAAGAGAGUGUGUAGAGCAUACGUUUAAGAUUCAAAUGUCCGGCGUGCUUUGUCCUGGAUUUGAAGGAGAUUACCAAUGUAGACAUAAUUGAAAAAAAGUAAGAUAAUCGAGCUUCUUCUUUAAUUUAAAGUAGUAGCCUUGAUUUUCUCUAUUUAUUUUUGUUAAGAACAAAAUUGUAAAUCAGA